Messenger RNA from Esox lucius (northern pike), 2584 nucleotides. RefSeq names its product zinc finger protein 501. Gene Ontology annotation, biological process: regulation of transcription by RNA polymerase II. The record is from RefSeq and is a predicted model, not a curated record. Gene Ontology annotation, molecular function: DNA-binding transcription activator activity, RNA polymerase II-specific; RNA polymerase II cis-regulatory region sequence-specific DNA binding. Lineage: Eukaryota; Metazoa; Chordata; Actinopteri; Esociformes; Esocidae. The transcript is spliced from 3 exons. Bases 701 to 2503 code for a protein of 600 amino acids. Gene Ontology annotation, cellular component: nucleus.
UCACCAAUGGUGACUUUUUCCUCCAGUAGAAAGCCCUGUAGAAGUGAGAAUAAGAAAUAGAUUACCUAUAUGCACAAAACAUAGUUAUACUGUAUAUGGUCCCCAAAUUACUUUUCACAGCAGGGGCUGGUGGCUUAGUGGUCUAUCAGGUGCUCUUUUGUAGCACCUGAUAGACCACUGUGUUUGACCUUGAAUUUGCUGCUAGUUGACGAGAGGCUGGAAAUCCUCAUGACUGAAAGCAGUUGGCCAGCAUUGUUGGGGUGUUGGAAGGCUUUGUCAGCUGGGAUUUCAUGGUGAUCUGGCAAUAUUGGGCACUGGCAGAAAUGCCACAGGAGGUCAUCAGUUGAUUGAGUGUCUGCAUGACUUCAUGUUGUGUUGCUUAGGAGGAAGGCUUGCAGUAUACUUCAAUUCUCUCAAAUACUUUGAGAGCUAUUAAAAAUGAAACUUUGAAAUUUGAAUGAAACUAAAAAUUGGAAAAUGGUGAACUUGUGGAAGGGUGAAAAAGGAGAAGGAAUAGUUAGUAAGCAACGAAACAUUGUUUGGCUACCUUUUUUAUAGCUCAACGCUUCAGAUGAGCAAACAUCUAAGAAAGAAUAUCACCAUCUGGUGGACACUUGGGCUGCAACGAUCUAAAAGUAAUGUUCAAUAAAACCUGUUAUUCUCUCCACAGAAUGCGAAUGAAGAGGACAAAUGAUUCAGCAUGAAGAUCAAAACUGUGAAAAAGCAACAAAACAAAAUCAACCCAACUAAACUCCAACAGGAGCACAUAUUUACAGAAUGUAAAACACAAUCAGAUAAUGUUGAAUGCAGUAGAGAAAAACCAGACAUUUGCCAAACCCCUGACUUUACUCAACAGGGUUCUAUCAGCUCCAUCCAAAUCAAAGUGGAACCAAAAGACUUUGAGAAGGGAACGGGUGAGGAACAUAACUGUUCUCAUCCUUCAUUCCAGAAGAAGCAGAUCAAACCCCCAAAUCCAUCCAACUCUAUGGCCCAGUGUAACACACCAAAGAGUGCUGUGGUGAUGCUAACACGGUUGUCUAAUGUGGUGGUUAAGACUCUUCUUAGAGAAACUAAAGUGUGCUUGGUAAAGGAGGAAAAUCCAGAUGAUAUAGAUGGAGGUUCUUCCCCUCAGUUCUUCCCUUGUCCACACUGCACCAUCUCCUUCACUGACUGUUACUUCCUGGAGACACACAUCAAGGCCAAACACCAGAAGCAGUACCUGGCCAUGCUGAAAAGCCACGUCUCAAAAAGUCAAACAGUGUACGGGCCCACACACAGCUGUUCCCACUGUAGCUGCAUGUUCCACACCCCCCGACAGCUACACGUCCACACCCGCCAGGCCCACCCAUCAGCCCCUCUACGGAAACUACACCCCUGCCCAUAUUGUGCCCGCAGCUUCCAGUAUAUAGCCAGACUGCAUACACACUGCAAGGUUUGGCACAAAAUGGCUGUUGCUUUUACUGAUGGAUACCUCAGUUGUGCUGACUGUGGAAAGAGCUUCAAGGAUUCCUGGGGACUAGGGCCUCACCGAUGUCACAUUCCUGAAGACACUAAGCCUGAGGAGGGCCCUGUGUGUCUGAACAUCGGCAUGCCAUGUUCAGAGUGUGGCAAGAGCUGCUCUAGUCCUCGUAAUCUGCGCAUUCACAUGCGCACACACACUGGCGAGAAACCUUAUGUCUGCAAGGAGUGUGGCAAGAGCUUCUCAGAACCUAGCAGUUACCGCAAACACAUGAUGAUACACUCUGGGGUCAAGCCAUUCAAAUGCCAAGACUGCGGAAAGGAUUUUGCCCGAAUGGGGCACCUUAGAGUUCACAUGAUCAUUCACUCUGGUGAGAAACAGUUCUCCUGCUCCAAAUGUGACAAGAGGUUUGCAUACAAGGAUUGUCUGAAGCUUCACCUGAGCACACACUCAGGGUUGAGACCUUUCCACUGCACUGUGUGUGGUAAAAACUUUGCUUACAGGAAUUAUCUGAAGUUGCAUCUGAAGAUACACAACAAUGAAAGGAACUACCACUGUGGGGUUUGUGGGCAGAAGUUCAUAAACAGUGUAGCACUGAAAACCCAUCAGCGCACUCACACCGGUGAGAGGCCUUUCCACUGCACGGUGUGUGACAAGACAUUUUUCAGACACGAACACCUGAAGAACCACCAGCGCACUCAUACAGGUGAGAAACCGUACAUCUGUGCUGAGUGUGGUAAGAGCUUCACUCAGUCAGGAGAUCUCACAAAACACACACGCACCCACACUGGGGAGAAGCCAUAUGAAUGUUCUGUCUGCCACGGCUGCUACACCUCUUCAGGGGAUCUAGGCAAACACAUGAGAAUCCACAAUGACUCACGCCCAUAUGCCUGCCAGGAGUGUGAUAAGACCUUCCGCUUGGCCGGCCACCUUAAAAGUCACAUGAGGACCCACACGGGGGAGAGACCAUACUCUUGCCCCCGCUGCCUACGCACCUUUGCUCGCCACCACCACCUCUCCGGUCACCUAGCUAGAUGUCACUGAAUGAUGAUAAUGAUUUACAGUAUCUCACAAAAGUGAGUACACCCCUCACAUUUGUGCAAAUAUUUGAUUAUAUGUUUUCAU